Molecule: messenger RNA, 3050 nt
Organism: Pelodiscus sinensis (Chinese soft-shelled turtle)
Lineage: Eukaryota; Metazoa; Chordata; Testudines; Trionychidae
Source: RefSeq, a predicted model, not a curated record
AUGCCUUCAUUGCAAAGGAGGGAGAGGUUUGCCUAUCUAUUCAGCAUAGAAUGCCUGUACUGCUUUAGAAUAUGUUGUCUGACUUGCACCUUUUAUAUUUCAGCAUAUAAAACCGUAUCCGGCGUUAAUGGUCCACUGGUCAUCUUGGAUCAAGUUAAGUUUCCUAGGUAUGCAGAGAUUGUUCACUUGACGCUUCCUGAUGGCACAAAGAGAAGUGGGCAGGUUCUAGAAGUCAGUGGCUCCAAAGCUGUAGUUCAGGUAUUUGAGGGAACUUCAGGUAUUGACGCUAAGAAAACAUCAUGUGAAUUUACUGGGGAUAUUCUCCGAACCCCGGUAUCUGAGGAUAUGCUUGGUCGUGUGUUUAAUGGAUCAGGAAAACCUAUUGACAGAGGUCCCAUUGUCUUGGCUGAAGACUACUUGGACAUUAUGGGUCAGCCAAUCAAUCCUCAGUGUCGAAUCUACCCAGAAGAGAUGAUUCAGACUGGCAUUUCGGCUAUAGAUGGCAUGAACAGCAUUGCCAGAGGACAGAAAAUUCCCAUAUUCUCUGCUGCUGGUUUACCCCAUAAUGAGAUUGCAGCUCAGAUUUGUCGCCAGGCUGGCUUAGUGAAGAAAUCUAAAGAUGUGAUGGACUACAGUGAAGAGAACUUUGCCAUUGUGUUUGCUGCCAUGGGGGUAAACAUGGAAACCGCUCGGUUCUUCAAAUCCGACUUCGAGGAAAAUGGCUCCAUGGACAAUGUGUGUCUCUUCUUGAACUUGGCCAAUGAUCCAACCAUUGAGCGUAUCAUCACCCCUCGGCUUGCUCUAACCACAGCAGAGUUCUUGGCCUACCAGUGUGAGAAGCACGUGCUGGUCAUUCUGACGGAUAUGAGCUCUUACGCCGAAGCGUUGCGAGAGGUUUCAGCAGCUCGAGAGGAAGUGCCUGGCCGGCGUGGCUUCCCCGGUUAUAUGUACACUGACUUGGCCACUAUCUAUGAGCGCGCGGGGCGCGUGGAAGGCAGGAAUGGCUCCAUUACUCAAAUUCCUAUUCUUACCAUGCCCAAUGAUGAUAUUACUCAUCCCAUCCCUGACUUGACUGGAUAUAUUACUGAGGGGCAGAUCUAUGUAGAUAGGCAGCUGCACAACAGACAGAUUUACCCACCCAUUAACGUGUUACCCUCCUUGUCUCGACUGAUGAAGUCUGCCAUUGGAGAGGGUAUGACCAGGAAGGACCAUUCAGAUGUUUCCAACCAGCUGUAUGCCUGCUAUGCUAUUGGAAAGGAUGUGCAAGCUAUGAAGGCUGUAGUGGGUGAGGAAGCUCUGACCUCAGAUGAUCUUCUUUAUCUGGAGUUUCUGCAGAAGUUUGAAAGGAACUUCAUUGCUCAGGGUCCUUACGAAAAUCGCACUGUUUACGAGACCCUGGACAUUGGCUGGCAGCUUCUGCGAAUCUUCCCCAAAGAGAUGCUGAAGCGAAUUCCUCAGAGCACCCUGGCAGAGUUCUACCCCCGAGACUCCACUGCAAAGCACUAACUCCAGCUUCAUCUCUAGCUCUGCACUGCUGCGAAAGCCUGUUUAGUUCCCUCUUUCAUGUGUUGGUGUUUACUUGUCACUCCUGUAACUAAAGCCGAGAACAAGUGACAUGUGGUGCCAGUGUUCCUGAUGUGUUAACAGGGAUUUAAAAUAUCCUUUUCCAAAGCCUGGAUCUUCAGUGGUUUUGGCAAAAUGCCUGAGGGGAAGAAGCUUCAAAGUCUCCUUUCUCUGUAGAUGUAUAUACCUGCUGUUACUAUAAUUACGUCUUCUGGCCUGACUUCCUUGAAAGUGUCUCCUGAGAGGGAUUGCCAGAAGCUGCCCGUGGUCUCUGAAUCAGGAACAAAUAGAACUAGUUAUUUAGGAGGAGCCAAGGAGCAAAUAGGGGACCCCUCUCUUGCCCGAGCAUCUGUGCUCAGUCUGAUCUGAGCAUCAGCAGAGCAGUGGCACAUGAAUAGAUGGUGCCGUGUCCUGGCCUGCUCUUGGAGUGACUAGCAAGAGGAAGGUUGGCUACAUGGCACCAGAACACUUCACCGUGGGCUUCAGUUAGAUCUUGGGGGGGGGUCUCUGAGCAUCGUAGGCUUUGUCCUAGUCUUGGACAAGGGAGUCAAUCAACCUGUUUAACUGCCCCCCGUGAAAAAGGUAGAGAAGCAGGGAACUUACUCCAACCAUUCCACUCCCUGAAAUAUACAAGUCACUAAUACGAAUGCUAAUGCCCAGUGCUGUCCUGAAUCAUGCAAACACUGAGAGUACAACACUGUAAACUGCCCAAAGCUUCGAACUCUCAUUACAGAACCGAGCUGUUAUCCCGUUAUAGGAGACAACCGUAUUCUACCAGGUCCUCCCAAUACAAUAGUGUCUGUGGGCUUCAAUCUUGUAAUUUAGAAGUCUUGUACUAAAUGAUGCAGAGGGGCAGAAGGCAACUCUCGUUGGCAUGUGAGAGGAUAUUUUGAAUUCUGUAACAAAUCAUUCUCUGGACGACAUUUGGGGUUUGAACCGCACUUCCAAACAUGGAUUUGGCCAGCCAGUUCAGAGCAAGCCAAACAGCGACGUGUUUCCACCUCCAACCACUAUCUCCGUGCUUGGAGUGAUUUUCAGUAGGGUUCAAAGCCCAGUGCAGAGAGGGUUUUACAGUUUUUUUGUCUGCUUUCCAUUUCUGGUCAGUUCAUGGUGGGGUUUUUGUUGGGGGUUUGUUUGGUUUUUUUUGGCCUCUCCACACGUGUGUUGCAAACCAUGCAAAUACCUUUCUGGGCAGGUGUUAAACUCAGAGGUGCAAUGUGACCUAAGCUGUGCCGAUGACUCUGAUUUCAGCUUGUCCCUGGUGUUACCCCUGCCGCUCUGUCCUAUGCAAGUCUGACUUUAUUGUUUGGUCUCUGUAACUUGGGUGCAAUCGCAAUUUCUUUCGUGCAUUCCAUCUUAAAAGUUGUCACUUCUAUUUUUCUGGGGGAGGGGCGGAAAUGGGCAGAUGUAAGCAUGAGAAUAUUUUAAUGUAGAAAAUGUGAUAUCUGAAUAAGUUAAAUAUGAAAAAUAAAUGUUGAAGAAAUCAA